This is a messenger RNA of Fragaria vesca subsp. vesca, 1477 nucleotides long. Its product is annotated as erlin-2-like. The coding region runs from base 26 to 1186 and encodes 386 amino acids. Gene Ontology annotation, cellular component: endoplasmic reticulum membrane; endoplasmic reticulum. The record is from RefSeq and is a predicted model, not a curated record. The transcript is spliced from 9 exons. NCBI's taxonomy places the organism in Eukaryota, Viridiplantae, Streptophyta, Magnoliopsida, Rosales, Rosaceae. Gene Ontology annotation, molecular function: ubiquitin protein ligase binding; cholesterol binding. Gene Ontology annotation, biological process: SREBP signaling pathway.
ACUGUGAGAAGAAAAGCGAACCGCCAUGGAUCAGCAGCAGCAGCAGAGAGUAGGAGCUCCUCAGUUUCGUCCUCCGCCUCCGGGCCAAGGCGGUGGCGGCGGCGGUGAAUCCUCCUCCAUUCUCUUCGUCCUCGUCGGUUUCCUCGCCAUCUUCUCUAUGCUAGUGCUGCCAUCCGUAUCAACCAUUAGCAAUAGCUUUUCAAUUUUGCACCAAGUCCCGGAAGGUCAUGUUGGGGUUUAUUGGAGGGGAGGUGCUCUUUUGAAGACUAUUACAGAUCCAGGGUUUCAUCUCAAGUUGCCUCUGAUAACCCAGUAUGAACCUGUUCAAGUCACCCUUCAGACCGAUCAAGUGAAGGACAUUCCUUGUGGUACAAAAGGGGGUGUCAUGAUCAACUUUGAGAAGAUUGAGGUUGUAAACAGGCUGCGUAAGGAAUAUGUGUAUGAGACACUUCUCAAUUAUGGUGUACACUAUGACAAUACAUGGAUCUACGACAAAAUUCAUCAUGAGAUCAAUCAGUUCUGCAGCUCGAAUUCUCUUCAAGAUGUCUAUAUUGAUGUGUUUGAUCAGAUUGAUGAGAAGAUGAAAGACGCUCUUCAGGUUGACUGUACCAAAUAUGCCCCAGGUAUCGAAAUCAUCAACGUGCGUGUCACAAAGCCGAAGAUCCCUGAUAGUAUCAGACGAAACUUUGAGCAGAUGGAGGAAGAGCGGACCAAGGUCUUAAUUGCUAUAGAGCGACAGAGAGUGGUGGAGAAAGAAGCAGAAACCCGGAAGAAGAUGGCUAUCAGUGAGGCUGAGAAGAAUGCUAAUGUCAGUAAGAUUCUCAUGGAACAGAAGUUGAUGGAGAAAGAUAGUUCCAGGAGGCAGGAAGAAAUCGAAAAUGCCAUGUAUCUAGCUCGGGAGAAGAGUCUUGCAGAUGCUGAUUUCUACAAAGUUAUGAGAGAAGCUGAAGCAAACAAGUUGAAGCUCACUCCACAGUUCCUUGAGCUUAAGUUUAUCGAGGCCAUUGCUGAUAAUACAAAAAUCUUCUUUGGGGACAAGGUUCCCAAUAUGGUUCUAGAUCAGAGGUUGCUGGGGAACUUCUUGAAGGUUUCCAGAGAGGUGGCCAAAGAUGUAUCCAAAAAAACGAUCGAGGAAGCUAAUGCAGACAAUGGAGAAAGUGGUAACCCUGAAGUUGAAUAUGCCUAGAGAACACACUGGGUAAUGCUUUAGUUUCUGUAGGUAUAACAUACUGAGAACACAGUAGGAAGAAAAGGAUAUCCUUGGGCCAAUAUUCUGUUAAAAUCAUUGAGCCUAAGAUUCCAGGUUAUUAAAAACUUGCUACCUUAAAACAGGCUUUUUCUAGUCUAGCUGAGAGCUACCCACAGUUUUUUUGCUCUUGGGUUUGUGUUAAAACUUAGCAGGGUGCUUUCAUAGUUCCUUUCAUUAUGAACCUUGCUUACUUGGACUUCUUCUAUAUGUCUUCGACACAUGUUUGCU